Molecule: messenger RNA, 2364 nt
Organism: Lodderomyces jiufengensis
Lineage: Eukaryota; Fungi; Ascomycota; Pichiomycetes; Serinales; Debaryomycetaceae
Product: cleavage polyadenylation factor subunit
Exons: 2
Coding region: 1-2364 (787 amino acids)
Biological process (GO): mRNA 3'-end processing
Cellular component (GO): nucleus
Molecular function (GO): mRNA binding; protein binding
Source: RefSeq, a predicted model, not a curated record
AUGAGUUCAGUAUUCAUACAAUCAAAACCAAAAAAAUUGUCGCUAGAUAAAAUUGGUCAAUUAGAAGAUGACUUAGAAACAAAUCCAUUGGAUUAUAAUAAAUGGAUUAAAUACUUAGAUCACAUUUUGGCAAAAGAUAAUCAAGAACAAGUUAGAAAGGCAUUUGAUAAAUAUUUGGAAAUUUUCAAAUUUGAUGGAGUUCAAUGGAAUAGAUACAUAAAAUAUGAAUUAAGUAGAGGAGAAAAAGAAGUUGCAGAAUCGUUAUUUCAAAAAAGUUUUGGUUUGGCUGAUAAUGUUGAAUUAUUUCGACUGUAUGUUGAUUAUGUAAGAAGUGUAACUGAUUUUAUAACAGGAGGUGAAAAAGCAAGAGGAACAGUUAUUCAAGCUUUUGAAUUUGCAGUUGAUAAAGUUGGAUUAGAUGUAUCAAGUGAUGGAUUAUGGCAAGAUUAUAUUGGAUUUUUAAAAACUUGGACUCCAGGAGCAAAUUGGGAACAACAACAAAAAAUUGAUUUAAUGAGAAAAGUUUAUAAGAAAUUUUUAGCUAUCCCAACUGAAAAUAUUGAAAGUAGCUGGGCACAAUAUACAAAAUGGGAAAAUGAAAUAAAUCCUUCUGUUGCUCAAAAAUAUGUAUCUGAAAAAUCUUCCGAUUUUAUGGCAGCAAGAUCUUGGAAUACUGAAUGGCAACAUAUCACGAACAAAAAAUUAAAAAGAACUAUAAAUCCUCAAUCAUCAUCAUUAGAUAAUUCAACUGAAGAGCAAAUUAAAUACUGGAAUAGUUGGAUAGAACUAGAGAAGAAGAAUUCUUUAGAAUUAAAAGAUUCUUUCACAUUACAGAAAAGAAUUAAUUAUGUUUAUAAACAAGCAACAUAUGCUCUACCUUUUAUACCACAAUUAUGGUUUGAAUAUGUAAAAUAUUUAUUAAUUACAAAUGAGGAAAAUAAUUUAAAUGAUUGUAUUGAAACUUUAAAAGAUGGUUUAAAAUUAAAUCCUAAAAGUUUGUUACUCUCUUUUCAAGUUGCCGAACUAUAUGAAAAAGAUAGUUCUUUUGAAAAAUCUAAACUAGUUUAUGAAAAUUUAAUAAGUAAAUUGACUGUUAGUUUCGAUAAAGUAACUAAAGAAUUGAAUGAAUUAAAAGAAAAAAUGAGCCCACCAAAGAAAGAAGAAAAUAGUGAUGAUGAUGAGGAUGAAAAUAUGGAAGAAUCAAAUAAAAAUGGAGAAGAAACAAAUCAACAACCAAAAAUUAAUGGUAAUGGAUUACCAAAUAUACCAGGAUUACCAAAUAAACCAAUGUCGUUACCUAAUAUACCGAAUUUGCCAGGUGUACCUACUACUACAGCAUUUCCAAACUCACCAAAUCUACCAAAAAUUCCAACCCACGCACAACUUAGCUCAUCAGUUGUCUCUUUAGCAGAUUCAAAACAAUUACAAACAUUGGAAAAACAACAAAAACAAAUAUCAGAGCAAAUCACCUUAAUAUACAUAAAGUUAAUGAUUGCAAGUAAAAGAGCAGAAGGUAUGAAACAAGCAAGAAAUGUCUUCAAACAAGCAAGAAAAUUCCCUGGUAUAGAUUAUCAAGUUUAUAUAGAAAGUGCUUUGCUAGAACAUUAUGCAGAUAAUAAAAAAACAGCAAUCAAAGUAUUCGAUAUUGGACAAAAGGCAUUUCCUACAAAUGGAGAAUUUGCUUUGAAAUAUUUAGAUUAUUUGAUAAUGAUUAAUGAUACCGAAAAAUUAAGAAGUACAUUACAGACUGCAGAUACAAAUUUUGCAAAAGAAAUUUCUCAAUUAACUGAUGAAAUCAACGUACCUGAUAUAGAACCAAUUUUGAAGGCUGAAAAAGAAAAAAAAUUGAAACAACUAAAAACUCAAUUGAAAAACCUAUAUAAAAAGUAUAUAUCAUUUGCAGCUACAAAUUUGUCAUUAGAUAUAGCUAACACUUUUGCUAAAAAAUACGAUUCUUUAUUCGCAGAAGAUGAUCCAAUUGAUUUAUUCACAGAUAGAUACAAAUUAGGUAGAAUUAAUAUAAUAAAACGUGAUGAACUAGACCAAGAUGGAUAUGAUAAGGAUUAUGAUAAUGAAGAUGAACCAGUAAGAAAAAGAAGAAGAAGAAUAUCAAUUUCCAACAAUUUCGAAAAUGAAACUCAAUCAUCAGUUGUUAGAAACAUUCAAGAAUCUAGCCGUUUUGAUCACGAUUUACAAAAUGGUCAUAGUAAUAAUGCAAAUAAUGAAUCAAAUUUUGUUGGACCUUCAAUUGUUGCUUUAAUGACUGCAUUACCAAAUGCGUCAUAUUUUGGUUUACCUUCUGAUAGUGUUUUCAAUAGUGACAAAUUAGUUACAUUAUUUGCUAAUUUAUCGAAUAUUUCGUAA